GUCCUGUGACGCUUCUCCGGCAUUGGGCUCUUCAAACGGAUUAUUCCUAAGCCGUGCUUUGAUUCGCUUGUCUAGAAAGUCUUCAUGAAAGUUUCUUGAGCUGACAGCACUGCGUCCCGACACUACCGCUGCCCAAGGAACAUUUCGUAGGUAUGGAAAUGUCGACGGUGGCCAUACCUACCGAUGUUUUAGAUGAUCUUUGUAGUCGUUUCAUCAUCAACAUCCCCAGUGAAGAGAGAGAUGACCUGAUCCGGGUGUGUUUCCAGAUCGAGCUCGCUCACUGGUUCUACCUCGACUUCUUCCGACAGGAGCGACCGGAGCUGCCGUCCUGUGGCAUGAGGGAUUUCUCCUCAAUUAUCUUCAAGCACUGUCCCUUCCUGAAUGACCACGUGGACACUGUGGAUAACAUAAUGGCUGAGUGGAGAAGUUACAAAAUGAGCGUUCCUACAUAUGGUGGCAUCCUUCUUGAUGAAUCACUUGAAAAUGUUUUACUUGUUCAAGGAUAUCUAGCCAAAGCCAGCUGGGGUUUUCCUAAGGGUAAAGUGAACAAAGAUGAGCCUGAGGACACUUGUGCUAUCAGAGAGGUUUUAGAAGAGACCAGCUUUGACAUCACACCACUCCUGGAUCCAGAGGCGUACAUCGAACACAGGAUGAACGAACAGCUGGUCCGACUGUACAUUGUGGCGGGGGUUUCCAUGGAAACAGACUUCAAACCUAAGACACGAAAGGAGAUCAAGUGUCUUAAGUGGUUCAGAGUGGAGGACCUACCAGCGCACAAGAAGGACACCACACCCAAAACCAACCUCGGCCUGAGCCCCAACAACUUCUUCAUGGUCAUGCCAUUCAUCAAAACUUUGAGAAAGUGGAUCACAACUAGAAAGAAAGCCGGUAGCUCACUGCCACCCUCCAAACACCUCACGGACACAGCGGUAGCCAAGACAGCGUCGUCAACAACCAACAUGAAUCGGAGUCAGAAAGGCAGAAAGCAGGACACAGCGCCCGAUGGGACCCCGGAGAAAGACGGUCUCGUCGCGCUGACAGACAGACAUCGAGCGCAGCAGCAGCUGUACUUCGCACAGCAGAGCCAGAAGGAGUUUGAAGAAUACCUGAAUUUUAAGGAGCCACCUACACGAGCCUCACGCAGGCACAAGCACAGUGAGGGAGAUGGACAGACCCCUGACAGGAAGGGCAAAGGAAAGAAGAAGUCAUCUGGCCAACAUAAUGGAAGGGCAGAUAGGAAAAGAAUUGAUGAUCUCUUUGCAGAUGCCAUGACCACCUACACUGCAACAUCAAGUUCAGAUAACAAGGACAUCCCAAAGUUCUCCUCCCCUGCUUUCCUGAACUUCAAGUUUGACAGAUCAGCCAUCUUUGCCAGCUACAAUGUACAUAAUAGGCAUGGCGGGUCCAGAUCACGGCAUGGCAAGGACUGAUUUGCCAAGAGGACAGGACAGUGUGUGAUUUUUGGGCAACCCCGUAAGGUACACUCUCACUGCACUUGCCUCAAGCUGGUGUCACU
Molecule: messenger RNA, 1516 nt
Organism: Branchiostoma floridae (Florida lancelet)
Lineage: Eukaryota; Metazoa; Chordata; Leptocardii; Amphioxiformes; Branchiostomatidae
Product: m7GpppN-mRNA hydrolase-like
Exons: 11
Coding region: 153-1430 (425 amino acids)
Biological process (GO): deadenylation-dependent decapping of nuclear-transcribed mRNA; nuclear-transcribed mRNA catabolic process, nonsense-mediated decay
Cellular component (GO): P-body; cytoplasm
Molecular function (GO): 5'-(N(7)-methylguanosine 5'-triphospho)-[mRNA] hydrolase activity; manganese ion binding; RNA binding
Source: RefSeq, a predicted model, not a curated record